Molecule: messenger RNA, 1767 nt
Organism: Etheostoma cragini (Arkansas darter)
Lineage: Eukaryota; Metazoa; Chordata; Actinopteri; Perciformes; Percidae
Product: proline-rich receptor-like protein kinase PERK2
Exons: 5
Coding region: 227-1249 (340 amino acids)
Source: RefSeq, a predicted model, not a curated record
ACGCACACAGCACACUCCUCCUUCAGUCCCUCCAGCCACGCACACACUGACAGAGCUGCCGCCUGCCCUGGGUUGUACAGUAGCCUGUGCUACCUGGGAUUGUUUUGAAACUACCUUUCCUUAAAGUGUGGGAUCGGACGGUGAGCGAGGGAGAAAGGAGAGGCCAAGAGGAGACGAGAUUUGUUUUGGUGUAAUCUUCUUACUGUGUAGCCGGAGGACAGAGAGGAUGGGGACCAAAGUGUGGAUUGCGCUUUGUGCGCUGCUGCUCAUUAACUCGGGACACGCUGAACAUAUUGGUGACCAUGCUGCUGACUCCUCCGCUCCGAAAAAUGCUUCUGGUGGUGAGGAGGCUCCAGCUGCAGAGUCUGUACCUGGUUCUCCCGCCGACCCCAUCCGUUCUGCCACACCUUUCGAUCCAAGUUCAAGAGGCACCAGCACUUUGAGCAGCAACAUGACUACAAAUGGGGAUACCAUCUCAUUGAAAUCCGACCCAAAGGAAGGUAAUGAUUCCAAGAUCAAAUCUCCCUCCGAGGCUGCCCUUACUGAAACCACUGAUCAGUCGACUACACAGCCUUCAGUCCCUCCUUCUGAGAGCCACGCCCUGGCCACUGACACCCCCCAUGCCCUACCCACCGCCGGCCCCACACACACAACUCAACCUACCAAUGUGAACACAACGACCACCAUGCCACCCACAACACAUCCAGCUGCACUCCCACCUGACUUCGUUACACCAUCAAACCAGCCCACUCACAAUAAAACACACUCAUCCACUCCUAUCCCAAUUUCUGAGCCCCCAAAGCCUGAAACUACCACGACAUUUGUGGCCCAGUCCAGUUCAACAUCUGGCAACAGCUCCUCUCAAAAGCCCCCAAAUCCGGAAUUGCCGACGCUGACAUCUCCACAACAGACGUUGCAGUCUGACGGACAUCCUGAGACCUCCAGCGAAGCCCACCAUAAGCCCACCAUCAACCCGCCGAGCGGCUCUUCCGCGCAGGCCAAUGCCCGUGCGGACACCCCCUCCCAGCUCAACGUUGGCGGAGAUCCGACGAUGGUCCAUGACUCUCCCACAUUAGACCCCCUCCUGGCUGGCCUGGUGUCAGCCUUCAUCAUCACUGCUGUCAUCAUCACUCUGCUCCUCUUCCUCAAACUGCGCCAGAGAGACAACAGACCAGAGUUCCGCAGGCUGCAGGACCUGCCCAUGGACGAUAUGAUGGAGGAUACACCCUUGUCCAUGUACAGCUACUGAUGGAGGCAUGACUGAAAAAUGUUGGCAACAAAAUACUCUCCUUGAAUCCAGGCUGAUGCACCAAACAGAAAAAAUCCUGGGUAGGUGUGAGCAAACAUCUGGAUUGCUUCCAUUUUCCUAGAUCCUACUGACAUGCAGGAAAAAGGACUCCAUUGAAGCUGCAAUGGACAAUGAAGAUAUGGCCCAAGUUGGGGUUGUUUUCGCAAAGGUCCAUUUUGGUGCCUGUAAUUACAAAUUAGGCCCAUGCCUCUGUUGAAUACUGUCUGCUUUAUAUUUUUCAGCCCAUUUUUGAGGUAAGGGAGUUGUAUUAUAUAUUUGGAUUUCCCAAGCGUUGAAAAUGGUAGGUGGAAAACACACCUGGACACAGAUUCAGCCUGUCCUGCCAGACUCUUACCUGAGGGCACUCGUCUAAUUUGGUCUAAUCAGUUAUCAAUUAGUGUUAAAAGAAAAAAGUCUGGCACUCUAAGAGGAAUAGAAAAAGAAAUAUGCAUAAGAAAUGGCCUGAUUAUAGUGUUAAA